UAUGUCAGUGUCCUAAUUGUUAAUUAAAUUAUACCAUCUAGUUGCAGAUCAUAGUGAUAUCACCUCCUUCUAAAAUUUUGUGAAAUCCCAGAACUUAAUUCAAUAAUUGACUAUCAUUAUCGAGCAUAUUUAAAACAACUCAAUCAAAAAGGAUUACAAAGAAUUAGAAAAGUAAUUGCAGAAGUAUGAAUCAGAAGUCAGAGUCCAUAUUAGAGUAAACAUCUAUAUUACAUUUCAGGAAUCCUAUCUAAUGAAUUAGAAAUAUGAUGAUAUGAAAAACUAAAUCAAAUAGUUAGAGUAAGACAGAGAUGAAUUAUUGAAAAACACAAAAAAGACUAUGAAUGUAUUAUUCAUUCGAUAUUUAGUUUUUAGAAACUAAAAAAAGAGAAUGAGGAACUCUAUCGGAAAGUUAACAUCUUCUAAGAAGAGUUAAAUUACUACAGACAAAUUGAAAUAUGUACCCAACAGUCAACUAAAAUAAGUAAUUCCAAAACCAUUGAAAAAUCAUCUAAACUCAAAGACAAACGAUUUCAUACUAAUAUUACUCCUCAAAAGACAGCCAAUCAAUCUUUCGAUUAUUUAGUGAAUAAAAGAUUAAGCUAAUAGAUUGUUCAAAGAAAAUAAAGCUUCUAAAAAUAUAUGUCAAAUAAAAGAAGAUCAUGCACUACUGAUUUAUCUAAAAGUAUGUGA
Paramecium octaurelia is the source of this 690-nucleotide messenger RNA. The record is from the annotation of a GenBank genome assembly. NCBI's taxonomy places the organism in Eukaryota, Ciliophora, Oligohymenophorea, Peniculida, Parameciidae.